Molecule: messenger RNA, 1177 nt
Organism: Hibiscus syriacus
Lineage: Eukaryota; Viridiplantae; Streptophyta; Magnoliopsida; Malvales; Malvaceae
Product: E3 ubiquitin-protein ligase AIRP2-like
Exons: 5
Coding region: 153-911 (252 amino acids)
Biological process (GO): protein ubiquitination
Molecular function (GO): ubiquitin protein ligase activity
Source: RefSeq, a predicted model, not a curated record
CUUAAUUUGCUUCUUAAUUUCCUUUUUUCCUUCUGUUGUGCUUUUGGAGAUUGGGUUCUUAAAAAGGCGAAACCCAGUUCUUCAUCUUUGUAGAUUCUCUAUCCCGUUAAGUUUCCUUUUUUUUCCCCUCUGCAUUUUUUAAAGAGACGGAUAUGGUGUAUUAUCAGUUAUCAAAGUCUUCUUAUGAGGACUCUUUGAGAAUACUAAAGGCUGAUAUACAGCAUGCAAAUGCUUUGGCUGCUGCAAUUCCAAGGGCCAAGAGCGGUGCUCGUGUUCAAAUGAAAUUGGCCUACAAUCAUUUGGCUCCCCUCUUUCUAUUUCUGUUGCAAUGGAUGGACUCUUCUUGCACAUGUCUACUUCCUAGAUAUCUAGACCUCUUUCACGUACUCGUAUACAAGGUCUAUACAGAUGGGAGAUCGAAGAUCUCUAGACAUGGAAGGAAGGCAACAAUUAGAGAGUUUUACAGUAUUAUAUUACCAUAUCUUCAAAGGCUCCAUGGUAGCUUAGGGGAGUUUGAUGAUGAUACGGAAACCCUUAUUAUGAUGGGGAGUUCUGCCAAGAAAAGAGUAGAAUUAGAUAAUAGACUUGGUAAUAUUGAUUACGAGAGGGAAGAUGAAUGCGGAAUUUGCUUGGAGCCUUGCACGAAAAUGGUCUUGCCUAAUUGUUGUCAUGCAAUGUGCAUCAAUUGCUACCGCAAUUGGAACACGAAAUCAGAGUCCUGUCCUUUCUGCCGUGGUAGUUUGAAAAGAGUCAACUCUGAAGAUUUAUGGGUGCUUACUUGCAACGAUGAUGUGGUUGACAAUAAAACUGUUACACAGGAGGACUUGUUGCGUUUUUACCUCUACAUCAACAACCUACCAAAAGAUUGCCCAGAUGCACUUUUCUUGGUAUACUACGAGUAUUUAAUUUGAAGUCGAUGAAAAAAUGGUGUACAGAUAGAAAAAAAAACCGCGGACCAUCAAAUGUAAAAGGAGUCUGCUAAGUACAAUUCUCUGUGCUGCUUACGUAAAAGACAGUCCCGUUUUCUAUGCUUUUCGGAAAUUAAUGAACAACAGUGUAAGAAACCCUCAUUUAAUUAUGAAUGGAAGUUGUAAUUUAUGAAACUCGAGUCUGUGGUUCCCUUGUCCGUCUAGUUGAAAGUGAUAGACGAAGCGCAUGAAACGGACUAGUUAAUUAG